CGAUUCCAGCUGCUUGUGGUAUACCACGCCUCUCCCGCGGCAGACCGCGGCACAAAUCGAACAGCGAGACUCCUGCGAACGCACGAAGGCGGCCGGCCACGCGAUCUUGUCUUGGCAGGCGGACUUCCUUUCUGCGUCAGUACCUGUGCCGGGAUGGACAACUGUUCGCUGGAAGAUCCCCACCUUUAUCGGUUCAGCACCUGUUCGGUGUACAUCGAUAGCCACCACAGGGACAUCCUGAAGGGCUUUGACGCGUGGAGGGAGGAUGAUUCUCGAUUCAGAAGCCUCCUCAACGCGUCAAUGGCAGAGAACCCUCGUUCCUCCACCUUCGACGACCUUCUCUGGGGCUACGUUGCCGUGUUUGGUGUUCUCCUCCUUACGACUUUCCUGCAUACGGACAACCGCUUUCUCCGCCAAUAUCGACGCUUCUUCCUCUGGCCCAUCUUAUCGAUUAUUCUCAACGUCAUGCUCGCCUCCGCCCUCUGCCGUCAUGAUCACUGGAGGUGGUAUAAGAGGCAGCUUGCUGAACCAAUCGCUCUGAGACUGACUUUGGAGCGCCUCAACGACACCAGCAUCCCCGGCCCGCUACUCUUGCCCGACACCCAGACGUGGAAAGAGACGGAGACCUGGAAGGAAGGGUAUAAGUGGAUCACUCGGGACGCCAGCCGUGCGCGUGCGCUAUUGAGCAUGCUUGGGUCGACAUCUAUUUACGUGGUGGUGCUGACAUUCUCGGUGACCAUCCUGGCGCUGCAACUGUUCGCUAGCAAGUACUCCCCUCGACUGGUGAACAGCUAUAUGCGAAGCUCAGCCAAUGUCCGCUGCCUCAGGUGAGUGACUGACUGCUGGGCAUUCCAUAAAAAGAGAUGGUCCACUUUGCCGUUCGUUGUCUGUCUGUGUGUCUGUGCAGUAUUUUCAUCGGCUUCUUCGCCUACUGUAUGACUAUCAUUUUCUGGGUGGGCGGCGAGGCCCCAGGAGACCAGUGGGAAGACUCAUUCACACCUGAGUGGGCCAUGAAUACCCUGGGCCUCUGUAAGCAACCAUCAGCAGAGGGGACGGACAAAAGCAAUGCCGCAAAUGCGCCCGCAUCUUUCUCAUCUGCAGAUAGCAUCUUCUUCCUGUGGAUGUUGGUCUUUUUCAUGCACAAGUAUGCAGGCGUAUGAUACCAAGCAGAUAGGUCACGCUGUAUGUGUGCAUUCUUCUUUGCUUCCUCAGCUUCCUGUGCGGUCUUCAGCUGCAGCACAUCCUUCGGCAAAUUGUCCAGGAGAACAAAUCAACUGAGGAUUCUUGCCAUUGGAUAACAAAGAUGACGGGAUGGGCCUUUGGAAGCGCGAAAUCAUUCAAGAUGCAGAUGGUGGACCAGCCGCGAGAGAUCGAUGAGACCGACGCAUUAGACGACUUCGCUCUCGGACUUCGACACGCCGUCCUCGCCAAUAGCAGUGGCUACAUCUGCUCAGCCGAUUUACAUUGGCUGGCUCAUCAGCUGCGGAAGGAGCGGCCGCCUCUCCAGCUGUGCGUGAACCGUCGUAUCAUGAUGGGCACAUUUGUCACAGAAGGAACAGUCCUGGUAAGUGAAGUAUGGCUCUGCUCGUCGCUGUUAUGUGUCUAUCCCUGUAUUUGUGCCUAGGCAUGGGUUCGAGUGCAUCCCGAGAACGACAGUUCGAGUUCGACUUCAGUUGCUAGCGCCGGUGACAUGAGAGGCGAACAACAGCUGCACCGUGUGACAAAGAUGGUGGAUCGGGCCCUUCGUCUGAGUAGGGAAGAUCACGGUAGCGACAGCAUCUCAUUCGGAGGUAGGCAAAACAAAGAGAGUGACGGAAUCAGAUCAGCCCACGCCACCUGUGACACAAAAGACGUCUCCUGCCUGCCUGUUGGAUUGAUGUGCGCUGUGACAUGAUCAGUUCGCGAGCUGACAGGCAUCGCCGUACGUUGCAUGACAUCGUCAGCCAGCGACCCCCAUGCAGCAGUCAGCACUAUCGAUCACAUCAGCGAGCUCUUCAAGGACAUCGUGCGCAACAAGCUCCACCAUCACUUUGUCAGAAUCGGCGGGGUACGUGUGCAGAAGAGGGGGAAAAGCAGUCAUGCAAUGCUGAGCGUCUAUAUGCGUGUGUGUAUUUCAGAGACUCUACGUCGCGAUGCGGUCAUGGUCAUUUGAGGAGCUGCUCGCCCUGUGCAUGCACAGCCUGCGUUUCUAUUGCCAGACAGAUCUCUUCGUCAUGGAGCGGUCGAUCGACAUGCUCGCUGACCUCGGCUUCAUGUGCAUUCAGGGGACGACCGGGCGCAGCAGUGUGCCCAUCGGGCCAUCAGGAGCAAGCCCACAAGAGAUGAAGAGGCGUUUCGAUGUCAUCCAGACGCAUCUCGAUCAGCUGGCCGCAGAUGCGCGCAGCCAAUUUGCUGACAAAGGUAGCACUGAGAGACGUGUGAUUGAGGAAGCUCUCGACCGAGCGCAGGAUCUCAUGAGGGAGGAAGAUCCACGGGUAGUGACCAGACGGAGCUGGUCCCUUGCAUGACUGAAUGACGUGCUUGAUGCAUGGCUGUCUGUCCUCACUUGGGACACUGCACUGUGUGUCUUGUCUGUUUGUGGACGGGCAGCCAAUCAGCAGCCUCGCUUGCCUGCCUGGCUGCCUGCCGGGUGUCUGAGUGUUGUCCUUCUGUCCCUUUUGUCUGUGUUUUGGGGUUGCUGCCUUGGUGUGCGUGGGUGUUCACUUGUGAGUGGGCUGGGCUGCGUACUGCACUCAGUGAGACUGUGAGGUGUCUAUUUCGACCAUUUUGCCUGGGUGCAUCAUGCAAAUUGCACCCAGGGGAUGUGUGUGUCUGUGUGAGGGUGUGUGGAGACUUUAUCGACGGCCACGGCCACGUGCAGCUAGGAAGUCAGUUGGUAAGGCGUUUGUGCUUUGUGUGCUUUGUGUUGUGCUGGGCUAUGCUGCGUGGUCGCAAGCUACAUACGAACUAUAUAGCCGCGGCGCGAUGAAUGCAUAUGUUCGUGUCUGAUGAUGACUGACUUGUCUUCGAUGAUGCAGCCUCCCUUCCUCUCUGCAUGUGGAGCGUGCGUGGGUGAUUCCUGUUGCGUGUCGUUCGUUUGAUUGUGCGUGAAAGACAUGGGACUUGGCCGUCAGGCCGCCUAGGACAUUCAAG
Messenger RNA from Vitrella brassicaformis, 3132 nucleotides. Lineage: Eukaryota; Vitrellaceae. The record is from the annotation of a GenBank genome assembly.